This is a messenger RNA of Brassica napus (rape), 2037 nucleotides long. RefSeq names its product 36.4 kDa proline-rich protein-like. Lineage: Eukaryota; Viridiplantae; Streptophyta; Magnoliopsida; Brassicales; Brassicaceae. The transcript has a single exon. The record is from RefSeq and is a predicted model, not a curated record. The coding region runs from base 425 to 1813 and encodes 462 amino acids.
UCUUUAAUUAAAAGUCGUAUCAAUGUAUAUCACUAAUAUAAAUAUAGUAAUGUAAAAGAAAUGAGAAGAAAUGUAUCUUCAAUUCUUCAUACAGAAAGUUUUCACCUAACGACUAAGGUCAGUUCGAGUGUCCGACCGAUUAUACAUGGUUUCGGGAAACUGGUUACUGCAUGCCGCCUGUACUCUUAGUGUAAAAACAGACUACUGCAGUGCAACUUAACUCAGCCUUUUUUCUUAUAAUAAAAUUACUUGAACUGAAGCCACCACUUAUGUGUCUUAAUCAGAAGAAUAUAUAGGGUUUGGCAAUAGAAUAAAUGGCUGAAUGCUAACGUAUCUGACCCUCCAAAAGCUGCUAUAAAUACCCACAGCCUCACUACACUUUAACCCACCAGUUUCCGUACAAUAAUCCUUUUCUGAGGACAAAAUGGCUCCACAUUGUUCAACUAAAACCACAGUUUUUGUACUGGCACUGAUCAGCAUCUUCUUCCUCAGAGAAACGGAAGCCCAGGGUAGGUCUCCUCCCCGUCAGCCUCCGGCUCCACGCCGUCCUCCACCUCCACGUCGUCCUCCACCUCCACGCCGUCCUCCACCCCCACCACCAUUUGUUUGUCCACCAUGUGUUUGUCCACCACCAGUAUUUCCACCAAAUAUCCCACCACCCGAGAUUACACCACCCACACCAGAACCUGAGAUUUCACCAAUGAAAGCUCCACCGCCGGGGACUACACCACCCGAGAUUACGCCACCAGAAAUUCAACCACCCGGGGUUACACCACCAGAAACUGAACCAGUAACUCCACCAUCCGGGAUUACACCACCAGAAACUGAACCAAUAAAUCCCCUACCAGAAAUUCCACAACCCGAGAUUUCACCAAUAGAUAUUAAUCCAAAAAUUCCACCACCCGGGAUUACACCACCAGAAACUGAACCAAUAAAUCCCCUACCAGAGAUUCCACAACCCGAAAUUUCACCAAUAGAUAUUAAUCCAAAAAUUCCACCACCCGGGAUUACACCACCAAAAACUGAACCAAUAAAUCCCCUACCAGAGAUUCCACAACCUGAGAUUUCACCAAUAGAUAUUAAUCCAAAAAUUCCACCACCCGGGGUUACACCACCAGAAACUGAACCAAUAACUCCACUACCAGAAAUUCCACCACCAGAAAUUCAACCAGCCGAGAUUACACCACCCGAGAUAUCACCACCCGAAACUGAACCAAAGACUCCACCACCCGAGAUUACACCAUCACAAGUUCCACCACCUGAGAUUACUCCUCCGGAGAUCCAACCACCUAAAAUUGAACCACCAGAAAUUACACCACCAGAAAGUCCACCACCAAAGAUUUCACCACCACAAAUCGAACCACCCGAGAUUACGCCACCUGAGAUUACUCCCCCGGAGAUUACACCACCCGAGAUUACGCCACCUGAGAUUACACCACCAAAGAUUUCACCACCACAAAUCGAACCACCCGAGAUUACUCCACCUGAGAUUCCACCACCAAAAAUUUCACCACCUGAUACACCACCACCAUCCGGGACUCCACCAAAGCAAAGUCCACCACUUCCUCCUCCGAACUUCCAACCACCACCGCCCCCACUCCCUACAUGUCCCAGGAACGCCGCUCAACAAAGGGCAUGUGCCAAUGUUGUAAGACGUUAUGGGAAUUUCCUAGACUUUGGAAGGGCACAACCAUGUUGCUCUCUUAUUCGCGAUUUGUCUGAUCGCGAAGCAGCAGCUUGCCUAUGUGGGUUUUGUGCAACCUCCAGGUCAACGACGUUCCCCUCCUCCUCGCAAUAUUUUUGUUCUCUGUAGGGCUUGUGGUCGCAGGGUCCCCCGAGGCUUCAUGUGCCCAUAACCUUUUCCACGUACCCUUCGAAUUACCUCCAUACACAAUAAUACAUACUUGCCACCUUUAACGAGAACUAAAAUGGUUUGUGACUUUCUUUCUUUCUACUAAUAAUAAUGUAAUAAAACAUCAAUAAAGUCUAUUGGCCUAAUUUGCACUGCUUCAUUAUUGCUGUUUUGUUGAUUUCACU